Messenger RNA from Lingula anatina, 2623 nucleotides. RefSeq names its product protein SPMIP7. The record is from RefSeq and is a predicted model, not a curated record. NCBI's taxonomy places the organism in Eukaryota, Metazoa, Brachiopoda, Lingulata, Lingulida, Lingulidae.
AUUGCCAUUAGCAACACCUAUAGUUUACGCAUGGCGAACAGGUGCGCUGUAAGAAGACACUCGCAUUAGACUGUUAUUACACGGUAUUCUCUUUCAGAGGUUCGAGGACACUGGUGGCUAAAGGAUCAAGACAUUGUUCUUAGUACUUUGAGAGAAGAAAUUCGAAGAUGACGCAGGUUAUCGCGCCUAUGACGGUGUUGUCGGACUCGACAUUCAGAACGCGACCACACUUCAACACAUAUUUGUACAGCGAUGCCAACGCUGGGCCUAACUCUGUACGCCAAAUUGAAGAGAGAAGAAAAAUUAGACAAACUAAAUUCCCCUCUGUGGUCGGCAGGAAUGACGUGGAUUCAUUCAAGGAGCUUCCCCACAUGGGCGCUUCAGGUUUUAAGAAGUGGAACGACGAAGGGGACCACAGACCCGAAGCGCCCUUUCGCCUCUUUGACAACAUCGUCGAUCCCGUGUCUGGGUUUGUUUCUGUUGGAGGGGAUGUGGACAGGACCACGGGCAGACAUAAGAUACCACAGCUCGGUGGCUUAGAACUCACACCACAAACUAUGGUCCCCCAGUUUGUGAAUUCUGUCCGUGCGAACUGCCCCACCGCCCCCUUGGAAACGAGGAGGCUGACGCAGAGUGAUCCUGGACCCCCUUCAGCGUGGAACAGUAGGAAACUGAUAGAUGACUCCAUUAAGUCCCACCUAGGAGGCUGGACAAGUAAUAGAGACACAAGAGAAAAUGCUGAUGGCAAAGUAGAAGGAACAAUUAGUCAAUGGAUGAAUUACUCUUGUUUUCGUCCAGAGAAAAAUUUGCGAGAUAAAUUAGCUUUAAAGUAUAUGUUCACGUCAUCAACAGAAAGAGGUUAUGGUGAUGUACCUUGGGACACAAUACUUCCUCCAAAACAGAACGCUGCCACGAAGACGCAUGAAGAGCGCCCAGACAUGAUCUCACAGAAAUGGACGAUAAAAAGAUACGACCCCGCAGCUGAGGAGUGGCAGGCUGUUGGUCGAUCUUGGGACUGGUUCCAGACCAGGAAGUCCCAAUGGUAUCAUGGACCUAAUGGAGUAGUUUUCUGCAGUCCUUGCCCCAGACAACAACAGAUACCCCUUUAUGGUGGCUGCAUAGGUGGAGAAAACCUGGAUGAAAUCGAUAAUAGACAGGUGCCCUUCCAGCCCAUGACAGUGAAGAGGAAUCCCCAACCUUGGGUCUCGGAGACUGCACACCGGCCAAACAUCCCCAAGUAUGAUGGUUGUACACUAUAUGAGAGAAUUCGUGAGCCAGCGCAUAGUGGACAGCUGCCUCCAGAGCAACAAACAACUAGGAGAGUACACCGGUAUAUCCCCAUUCCUCAGAAUUUCUCAGAAUUUAAGAGAGACAGUCAGUUGUCCAAGAUGGUGACCACUGUUCCACCACACAACCCUUUUAACCUGGUGAAUAAGGAGCAGAUAAAACUCAACAGUUCCAAUGGCAGAGACAAAGGACAGCAAUCCCCAGAGAAACAGAACGCUUGAAGGUCAAAGGUCAUCUAAGUCCAAUGUCAUAUGGAAGGUCAAGGUCACCCAUUAUUACCACAAGCUCAAGUGACUUUGAGUCAGUAUUCAACUGGAACUCACUUAUGAAUCCAGAUUUAAAUGUCACUUAUCCUGGAAGCUCAUAUCCUGGGAGUAUUAGAACUAGCUUCUUUGUGAUGGUGUUGAAAACCCCUUUUUGUAACAGCUCAGACCAAAAUCAAAAUAUUAUUUUUCAUUUGUAACAUAUUAAUUGUUCAAGAUUUGCUCAAUGCAUGAGUUCAUGCUGUGAUAUUAUAUAGAUAUUUUGUAUAUUUAUCUCUUUCUUUGUGUAUAGAUAUGUGUGUACAAGGAAUUUUGUGUACAGGCACUAGGUUAAAAAGUAUUGAGAAAUUGCCAUGUAAUGGUAUGGCCUGUAUGCUGGUUUUAAGGAUGGUAAUUUUAUACAGUUAUCAUAAAACAUUACCAGAGCAGCUACAUCGGUUUCAGAUAGAUAUGUUGCUCAGACAUUUUGAAUGGUGAAAUUUUGAACUGGUUGGGAGUUUUUGAAAAGAUUAUUUGUUUGAGGAAGCACCCAUCUAGCCCAUGGGUAAAAGUCUUCCUUUGUUUUAAAAUAAUCUCAGAUGAGCUACAGGCUUUUGCAAUCAAUUUAAAGACUCACAACAUAAUUAUGGACUGUGAAGUAUCUCACUUAUUGCACUGGUUUUCAUUCAUCACCGUGUAAGAGCACAGUGUGACACAUCAACAUAUCUCGCCCUUUUCCUGUAUUUGUAAAAAGAGCUGCAUUUUAUUUCUAGCAAACAAUUCCAGGCUUGUGAUGAAUGUAUAAUAAUGAAUAUAUGAUCAUGAAAUUGUUGAUUACAACAGUGGUAGAUCCAGGAUUUUACUAAAAGGGGUAGAUAAAAAAAAAGAUAAAAAAAAAUCCCCUUCCAUACACGUAACUUGAUACAACAGUACUAGUAGAUGUGGGAAAUUUUUAUUAAAAAAAAAAACUGCAAUUCACAAACCUGUAUGUUGAAGUUCAAGGAUGGAAGAAUUGACUGAUUUUUCCUCGUUUUGUAUGCUGUGUUAUUUUUGUUGGACGGGGGAUGCAAACCCCAGCGGUCUCACUUACAGUA